CAAAUUCCGUACUUUGAUUUAAGGCUUCAACCGGGGAGGGGGUUUUAGGAUAAAACCCUCGACAAAAUGGCUACACGCGCCGCCCGUUCUUCUACCACGCGCCUCCUCUACACGUUCUGCACCACAGCCAUCAAUCCCGCGCACCAAACCCCUAACGGCGCCCUGCUCUCCGGAAGCUGCCAUGUUCGAUAUUUCUCCGCUGGCAGUGCUGCCGCCGCGCGGAUUAGGGAAGAGAAGGACGCCUGGUGGAAGGACUCCGUGCGAAAGCUUCGGAACAUCGGGAUUUCGGCUCACAUCGAUUCCGGUAAAACAACUCUGACAGAGCGUGUCCUGUUUUACACGGGUCGGAUCCACGAAAUUCAUGAGGUCAGAGGGAAGGAUGGGGUUGGAGCGAAAAUGGAUUCCAUGGAUUUGGAGAGAGAGAAGGGGAUUACGAUUCAGUCUGCCGCCACUUACUGUACCUGGAAGGAUUAUCAGGUUAACAUAAUCGAUACACCAGGUCACGUUGAUUUCACAAUUGAAGUUGAGAGAGCUUUACGAGUACUUGAUGGUGCCAUUCUCGUCCUAUGUAGCGUCGGUGGUGUGCAGAGUCAGUCGAUCACUGUUGAUAGGCAAAUGAGAAGAUAUGAGGUUCCAAGGGUGGCUUUCAUAAACAAGCUUGAUCGAAUGGGUGCUGAUCCAUGGAAGGUUUUGAAUCAGGCUAGAUCCAAACUACGACACCACAGUGCUGCGGUUCAGAUGCCUAUUGGUUUGGAGGAUGAUUUCAAGGGGCUUAUUGACAUUGUCAAUAUGAAAGCUUAUUACUUUCAUGGUUCCAGUGGGGAGACUGUUGUAGCUGAGGAUCUUCCUUCUGCGCUUGAAGCACAAGCUCUAGAAAAGCGGCACGAACUGAUUGAAGUAGUUUCAGAGGUUGAUGAUAAGCUUGCUGAAUUGUUUCUUAGUGACGAGCCCAUAUCGGCUGCUGAUCUUGAGGAGGCAAUUCGAAGAGCUACUGUAGCACGGAAAUUUGUGCCUGUAUUCAUGGGUAGUGCAUUCAAGAAUAAGGGGGUUCAACCACUUCUUGAUGGUGUACUUAGCUACCUGCCCUGUCCGACAGAAGUCAGCAAUUAUGCUCUCGACCAAUCCAAGAAUGAGGAAAAGGUCUUAUUAUCAGGAAGUCCUGCUGGGCCUCUUGUUGCUUUGGCUUUCAAGCUGGAGGAAGGUCGAUUUGGCCAGUUAACAUAUCUAAGAAUCUAUGAAGGUGUAAUAAAAAAGGGCGACUUUAUAGUAAACAUAAACACGGGAAAGAAGAUCAAGGUUCCUCGAUUGGUUCGGAUGCAUUCUAAUGAAAUGGAGGACAUUCAACAAGCUCAUGCGGGACAGAUUGUUGCUGUAUUUGGUGUUGAUUGUGCUUCAGGUGAUACAUUUACGGAUGGAUCGGUUAGAUAUACUAUGACAUCUAUGAGUGUGCCUGAGCCAGUCAUGUCAUUAGCAAUAUCUGCAGUUUCUAAAGAUUCUGGUGGAAAUUUUUCAAAAGCUCUGAACCGCUUUCAGAAGGAGGAUCCAACUUUUCGUGUUGGUUUAGAUUCCGAGAGUGGCCAGACGAUUAUUUCUGGAAUGGGAGAGCUUCAUCUGGACAUAUACGUGGAGCGUAUGCGAAGGGAGUACAAGGUUGAUGCAACUGUCGGGAAGCCACGGGUGAACUUCAGAGAGACAAUUACUCAGCGUGCUGAAUUUGAUUAUCUACAUAAAAAGCAGAGUGGAGGACAAGGUCAAUAUGGAAGAGUGAUCGGGUAUGUGGAACCCCUUCCACCAGGCUCGGGGACUAAGUUCGAAUUUGAGAACAUGCUUGUCGGACAAGCUAUACCUUCAAAUUUUGUGCCAGCUAUUGAAAAGGGAUUCAAAGAAGCUGCCAACUCGGGUUCUCUUAUCGGCCAUCCUGUUGAAAAUAUUCGUAUUGUUUUGAAUGAUGGUGCGGCUCAUGCUGUGGAUUCAAGUGAGCUUGCUUUUAAGUUGGCUGCUAUAUAUGCUUUCAGACAGUGCUACACUGUUGCAAAACCUGUUGUAUUGGAACCGGUGAUGAAGGUUGAGUUAAAGUUUCCGACUGAAUUUCAAGGCACAGUUACUGGUGAUAUUAACAAGAGGAAAGGCAUGAUUGUUGGGAUUGACCAGGAAGGAGAUGAUUGUGUAAUAACUGCACAUGUACCUCUCAACAAUAUGUUUGGCUACUCGACCUCCCUUAGAUCAAUGACACAGGGGAAAGGUGAAUUCACAAUGGAAUAUGUAGAGCAUGCUCAAGUUUCGCAAGACUUGCAAACGCAGUUGGUUAAUACUUACAAGGCUACAAAAUCAACCGAUUAGCUACAUCACAUUCCUCCAAGGCAAGUAACAGUUCCCUAUGAUUUAUUUCUUUACUUGUCCAUGGCAGUGACAUUUUUUUUUGUUGGGAAAGCGGUAUAAGUUAAUCCUUCAUUUUUGGGAAGCCUGUAAUAAGGCUUAUAUAUAUAUAUAUAUAUAUUUUCGACAAGAAUAAUCAGAAGAGGCGUUGUAGUGUGUGUUUAUCGGUUUUACAAAGUGAGUGCAAGCAGAACUAAGACAGCUAUAGCCUUAUUAAAGUCAGAGGCUGCAAAUCUGAUCAAGUAAAACUCUUCUUUUUUUCUUUUUUUUUUUUGAUCUGAAAGUAAAACUCUUACUGUUUGUCGAGGUUCUUAUUGUUAUUUGAUUCACUAAUCGAAUUGCUGCGGUGCUUGUUAAAUUAAAAGAUGCUGCAGAGAGUGUUUGUUGUAAUAAAAUUUGCUUAUUUUGGGAUUUUGAUUGUA
Molecule: messenger RNA, 2798 nt
Organism: Andrographis paniculata
Lineage: Eukaryota; Viridiplantae; Streptophyta; Magnoliopsida; Lamiales; Acanthaceae
Product: elongation factor G-2, mitochondrial-like
Exons: 20
Coding region: 67-2340 (757 amino acids)
Biological process (GO): mitochondrial translational elongation
Cellular component (GO): mitochondrion
Molecular function (GO): GTP binding; GTPase activity; translation elongation factor activity
Source: RefSeq, a predicted model, not a curated record